UAAAAGCUUUGUGGCCCGCGCUCACCUCAGCACUUCCAUCACCAUGAGGGCGACAGUGGCAGCUCUCGUCCUGUGUCUUGUGGUGGCAGCAUGCCGCAGCCAGGAGACUCCACCUGGCCCUCCUGGACCAACUGAAGGGCCACAACCAACUGGACCACCUGGCCCACCAACUGGAGGUCCUGAACCAACUGGUCCACCAGGCACACCUACUGGAGGUCCUGAACCAACUGGACCACCUACUGGGGGUCCUCAACCAACUGGACCACCAGGCACACCUACUGGGGGUCCUGAACCAACUGGAGGACCCCAGCCAACUGGUGAACCACAGCCUACAGGCCCACCAGGGCCACCAUCUGGGGGGCUUUGGGUUUUUUGACUUGGUGGACUCUGAUGGUUGACAUUAUUGCAUCUGUGAAAUAUCUAAAGAGUUCAGACUUGAUAUUUACAAUUAACUGGAUCUGACUUCACUGAUGGAAGUGUUCUAUGAACCGCUUUGUAAAAUUUUUUGUCAUUAAAUGAGCAUCUAAAAAUCUC
Schistocerca piceifrons (Central American locust) is the source of this 534-nucleotide messenger RNA. Its product is annotated as proline-rich protein 2-like. The coding region runs from base 44 to 376 and encodes 110 amino acids. NCBI's taxonomy places the organism in Eukaryota, Metazoa, Arthropoda, Insecta, Orthoptera, Acrididae. The record is from RefSeq and is a predicted model, not a curated record. The transcript is spliced from 2 exons.